AUGAGGGGCACUCCAACGGGACCAAUGGGUCGACAAAUCACCUCGUCCGAACAAAUGGAAACACUUCCACGAACAGGGACAACGGCCUCCCAGUGCCAUGGCACGUGGGCAAGAACUGGGGGAUCUACUGAAGUGGCGGCCGUGUCUCCAUGCCUCAGCAAAUUAGGCGUGCACAUUGGCUCGGUCAAGGUGAAUCUCGGCCACGCAGAGGGUGCCGUGCGCCUUGUCAGCGUUAUAAAGGCUGUUCCUUCCUUGGAAAACUGCAUUAUCUCCCUAACACCUCACAUUCCUCUCGUGCAGCGCUGGGACAACCGACAGACACAAGCUCUUCGUGAAUGA
Molecule: messenger RNA, 339 nt
Organism: Aspergillus eucalypticola CBS 122712
Lineage: Eukaryota; Fungi; Ascomycota; Eurotiomycetes; Eurotiales; Aspergillaceae
Exons: 1
Coding region: 1-339 (112 amino acids)
Molecular function (GO): acyltransferase activity
Source: RefSeq, a predicted model, not a curated record